Molecule: messenger RNA, 3071 nt
Organism: Triplophysa rosa
Lineage: Eukaryota; Metazoa; Chordata; Actinopteri; Cypriniformes; Nemacheilidae
Gene: cdkn1a
Product: cyclin dependent kinase inhibitor 1A
Exons: 4
Coding region: 1568-2014 (148 amino acids)
Biological process (GO): signal transduction by p53 class mediator; regulation of mitotic cell cycle
Cellular component (GO): nucleus
Molecular function (GO): cyclin-dependent protein serine/threonine kinase inhibitor activity
Source: RefSeq, a predicted model, not a curated record
UUUCCUUCUUUGCACGUUUACAACGUUUGUCUUAAAGUUUUAUUUGUUUAUUCACAACACACAUUGUUUGUUAAUAAUGAAAACACGUAUUGCUUUAUCUAAACUCGUAAUAAAACUAAAGUCGAACAGUUUUGUGCGUUAACUUAACUGAAUCCAGUUGAAUAAACAUCACUUGAGAAGUUCCUCUAGCAGGUUUCUCUUGAGUUGAUCAGUGUGGUGUUUUUGAAUCGUCACAAGUGAGAGAGUGAAACUUUGAGUGUUGUUUUAACACGAUGUGAUGGUAACAUCCGAGUGAUGUUUGCCGUCUCGAGCUGUUUUCCACCGGCAAACACUAGUUGCACGUUCACGUGGACCGAUGGAGCCAAGUGGGCAGGGCACGAGCUUGUCUGUCACUUCUGACCAAUCAGCGGGGGUCUGUGUUUCCCGCCACCGUCUUGAACGUUUUCUCGUAGUACUGGAACGGAACGUUUCCUUCCUUCGGGCUCACUAAGAAACGUAGUGACGUCAUGACCUCAUGUUAUCGUCUCAAAAAGAGAUUUCUAGCAAGUUGACAAAAGUUGUACAACAUUCAGAAAGCACGUUUGUAAAACUAUGUGCCCGAGUAAUAUAAUAAUAAAAGAACAUUAGUACUUUUUUUGUUUAUGGUACAUAUAAAAUGUGUUUUAAUACAUUCCGAUAUACUUUUAUAUUUAGCAACAGAUACGUUUGUUGGUUACUAAAUAUUGAUCUAUUUUUAUUUUUGGUUUACAGAAAGAUUACGUGCGUGUCAGACGCUGGUUGCGUGUCUGUUAGUUCUUGUUUUCUGGAGGUUGUGUUGUAAGAAUGUCACUCAGAUGUAGAAAUAUGAUGUAUAUUUGUACUGUGGUUGUAGUUUGGUGUGUCUCAGGUUGACUGAUGUUCUGCUGCGGACUACGAGUCACAUGACACAAGUAUUGCGUUUGUCCUGUACAGACAUUUAUAACAAGAACAUUAAAAAAGUUAGUUUUAAAAUGUUUGUCAAUGUUUCUCUUUUUAACGAAAUAGUGUUUAUCCGGAGUUAAGAAAAUGAAAUAUUUCUUUAUCACCUUUCAUAAUAAAAGCACGUAAAGAUAUACAUUAUUAUUGUUUUUAUUUGUUAUUUAUACAUUUAUUUUAUGACAUUACUGGCUGUGCUUUGAUUGAGCAAGAUUUUGGUCUCUUGGAUCAGAAAUAUGAAAAUAUGUUUCUGCCCACAAAUAUAAUUUUAGAAGACAAGAGGGUAAAAAAGUGAAACACUCAUUAUGAGAUAAAACGGAGAAAAUGUUUUGUAGUGGGAGUAUAGCGUGCAGUGCACGAGACGGCCCUCUGCUGGUCAUGUGUGUGAGGUGUUGGAGUGGAACAUGCCCUCACAUGUUACUGUAGAUGUGUCCAGACACGCAUCACAUCAUCAUGAGUCACGUCAGCCUUUAAAAGCAGCACACAGACACACAGACACUAGACACGACUGCACAGAAGAGAAGAGAAGACAGAUAUGCAGAUUCAGAGCUGUUGAUUGGUCCAUAUUUCGCUUCAUCGCUACACGUUUUGCUGCCUUGAAUUUUGUAAGGUCAUGGCAGAUCACAAACGGAUCCUUCGAACUGUUGGAGACGGGCCGACGAAGAGGAAUCUGUUCGGUCCGGUGGAUCGCGAGCAGCUUCAGGUGGAGUACAACGACGCACUGCAGAAAGACUUGGAAGAAGCGUCGCGCCGCUGGAACUUCGAUUUCGUCUCAGAAAAGCCUUUAGAGGGCGGAGAUUUCCAGUGGGAGGGCGUGUCUACUGUUCGAGUACCUGUGCUGUACCGCACGUGUCAGACGGAGGAGCUGAGACAGCGGGAAGAAGAAUCAGAGAAAGAGAACAUCCCCAGAACACCAGAGCACUUCACAUCUGUUCCACAACAGCACAUGGAAAAAACGCCAGAAAAGAAUGAAGCACAGAAAAGAAAACAGACAAAUAUCACAGAUUUCUAUCAGUCGAAGAAGAGGCUGGUGGCCACACCCCGCAAAUCAGGCCAAUAACUGUAAAACACAAAUACACUCGUCUGGACUCGUACCUUCAUGUGUGGGGCACAGAUGUGUGUAGAGACACUUUUAUUCAUAUCAACUCUAUAGAUUCUUCUGUCGUGGUGUCGCGGAUCAAACGCUCUCCUCAAACACACAGCACUACACAUCUUGGGCUUGUCUUCAAUCAUGUGUGUUCUUCAUGUGCACUUCAUGUCUCUGUGUUUUUGAUUUUGUGGACGGUUAACACUUAAAAGACCUUUAAGAAAUGCCUUAAUAUUUUACAGGAUGAGGCGGACAAGUUUUUGUUUCUAAAUGUUCAUGAAUCUUUUCAGUGUCAAACCACGGUUUUGACUCAAGUGUGUAUCUGACAGUAAUGAACGCUGAUUUAUUUCAGUUUAGAAAGAAAUCUAUUGCUUUAUUGCACAAAAGAUGUAGCUAAUUAAAAAAACGUGACGUUAGUUAUUUAUGAAUCUAACCCUGAUUAUUUAUAUUAUUAUUUUUAAACAUAAACCUUGAUCAAGAUGCCAGCAUGUUCUCAUAAUCUCGUUAUGUUUUGACAAUGAAAAAGUUAUGUAUUUACAAACACUUGAGUCACAUUCGUGAAACUCAAGCGGAACGAAUUUCUGGGUUUAUAUUUGAUUGCUUUUUGUUCAAAGCAAUGUUUGGUUUUCUAAACACAACGCAUAAAUCCGUUCUGCUUGUAUUUCAUUAAUUUGGCCAAAUUACGACUACAGCGCAUUUACAAACACUCAAUUUUUCCUCUUUGUUGUUUGUCAUGGAAUACAAAGAUUGUGUGUUUUACGUCCAUCCAUGACGUUUGAAUCCAGUUAAUGUUAUUAACAAUGUAAUGGUGGUAUUACAGUGGCUCUUGUUUUAUUUCAUGUGUUUCUUGUAUUCUGAUGUCUGUAAAAUCUGCAAAUAUGCGGGUAAAUUGCAGAUUGUACUGAAUUUCACUCUUUUAUAUGAGUAGUGUAGCUUGCACAAGUCCGUUAUUGUUAAAGAGCUCAGAAUAUUUGCGGUAUUUAUUUCCAGAGAAGUGUCGUAUUGUAGAUUUACAUGUAAUUGUUCAUAA